AUGGCAUCGUCGUCCGUCACGACCGUCAUCAACGGAAACGAGGUCCAGCUAGCCUCCCUCGAAACCGUCGAUUACAUCGGUGUUUUGAUCGGCCGGGAGGAGGAUAUCGCGAAAUUGUACACCGCCUGUCGCACCAAGGGCAUCUUCUGCCUCGACAUGAGAGACACGGCUUUGUUCUACCACGGAUACGGCUACCUCCAGCUAUUGAAGAAGAUGUACAAAUUUCACAAAGAGUAUUUCAACCAUCCAAUGGAAGUGAAACUAGAGAGCCUUGUUGGCCCUUCCAUCGAGAGUGGCUACCACAGCCAGCCAGACCGUGAAACCUUCGAAAUUCCCUUUGACAGCCUGGGCAUGUAUGCCCCGGGAAAAUUCCCCAAGCCUCUAGACGACGUGGCCGUCUAUGAGUUUAUGCACAUGUCGCAAGCCGUCAUGGAAAAGCUCAUAGAAAGCCUGUCUGCCUCUUUAUGUGAAGAGUUCCCCGAUAUACCUUCACCAAACACUCUCCAUAAUGAUCGAUACCCGUCAGCCUCCGGCUUGAAAAUGGAGAGCUUCCCCACUGUUGAUAAAAUCGUUCCUUCGUCCGAGCAGACAGACGGUGGCACCCUCACUUUGCGAUUGUGCAACACUCCGAUAAUAGAAAUUCAAGAUGAGGCCAAUCCUGACGGCUGGAGCCUUAUACAGCCACCAGAGGGACAUGCCAUUGUGAACGUGGGAAACUGCUUGGAGAAGCUAUCGGAUGGGAAGUUCAAAAGUGCUCCUUAUCGAAUUGGGCAGAUAGCGGAUGGUACUAUGGAUAGGAGGUGUAUUGUGUAUUCUCUGCGACCAGAGACGAAGUCGGGAGUAUACUGA
Ophidiomyces ophidiicola is the source of this 849-nucleotide messenger RNA. RefSeq lists its product as uncharacterized. The transcript has a single exon. Gene Ontology annotation, molecular function: dioxygenase activity. The record is from RefSeq and is a predicted model, not a curated record. NCBI's taxonomy places the organism in Eukaryota, Fungi, Ascomycota, Eurotiomycetes, Onygenales, Onygenaceae. Bases 1 to 849 code for a protein of 282 amino acids.